AGAAGAGAUACAAGAGCAAGGUCACCACUAAAAUCCGUCGGCAUUCACAAAUAUUCUCCCUCUCUUCAAUUACUGAAAUAAAAUCCGGGCCCCCAUUUUCCAAACCCUACCCUCUGCGCCACCUUCUCCCCUUCAACUCAACUCCUCUCUCUUCUCCCAACUACGUCGCUCUUAUUUUCCUCAAGGCUAACUUAUCCUCCGCGAGAAGGGGGGAGGUCAGGGGCAGCACUGCUCUCUUGAUUUUUAUAAAUUUCUAAAAAUCUACUAGAACCCACACCACCCAAUAAUUUCCCAGAAUUAUCCCAAAAAUUAACCUCUCAACUUCCCUUCCGCCGCCCCUGCCCUGCUCCUCCAAUUUUUUUUUCCUUCCAAUUUUUUCUCCUCACUCACUCACAUCACCAAAGUCUUUGACCCAAAGUUCUCCAAAAACAACCACGACACUCCAAUCCAAGAGCAUAUUUUUUGAAUACUUUUCAACCUAAAAAUGUCCCCUCCCCCAUUGGAAAUUGCUAUUGUACAAAUUGCGAACCAUGUCAUCGUCAAACGGAAAUAAUAACUCGACCAACAGCAGCAGCGGUGGUAGCGGUGGUGCAAAGAAAUCACUGGCGCAACAGAGUAAUUCGUCGUCGAUUAGUGGUGUGGGUGCGAGCGGUGGGUCCUCCUCCUCCAGCGGUGGCGGUGGUGGUGGUGGGGCCAGCAGAAACAAGUGCGCCAACGAAAAGCGGCGCCGCGAGCAAGAAAACAUUUACAUCGAGGAACUCGCCGAGUUAAUCUCCGCCUCCAUCGCGGACUUAUCAACGAGCAUGGCCGUGAAGCCGGAUAAAUGCGCCAUCCUCCAGGAAACGGUGAACCAGAUCCGGAGGAUUAAAGCUGCCGAGGAACUCGCCGUGCAGCAAGGAGAAGUCUCCUCGUCAACUAAUAUUUUAGCCAAUGAGAUAUUGUGUCCGCUGGUUUUAGAAGCGCUGGAUGGGUUUCUGUUUGUUGUGAAUUCCGAUGGGAUCGUCGAGUUUUGCAGUGAGAAUGUAGAGGGGUUCGUGGGGUUUAAAGGGGAGGAACUCGUGGGGAAGUCGAUCUAUGGGGUGGUGCACUCAAGUGAUCAGGCGAGGUUCAGUGGGAGUUUGUUGCCCAUGUCCAUUGGGUGGACCCCAUCAAACAACACCACCCUGAUCCCCAUGCUCCCUGGAACAUCCACCUCCCGCUCAAUCCUCCCCUCUACAUCAUCCACUACGUCCGACCCAACCACCUCCCCCACCACACCAACGCCCUCCACUUCAUCCACCACACAAAAACCCACCCCCCCACAACAGCGCUCCUUCAACAUCCGCUUGCUAGUAAAAUCCCCCGGGGAUGCCUCCGACUCCAGCUACGAGAACAUGCAAAUCACGGCCAUGUUAAUGCCCCAUCCGACGGGGAGCAGCGAGUUAGAAUCCUCAGAGUCCUGUUUAGUUUGCAUAGCGAGGAGGCUGCCGCCGAAUGAGAGGCCGCCGGGGACGCCCGUAGAACAAUUUACUACUAAAUUAAAUACGGAUGGGAUGAUCAUCGGGGUGGACACGAGUGGGUUGAGCGCCAAGUGGGUCGGGGUGUUGAGGAAGGACAACACCAUCUCCCCCACGUCCCAAACCCUCCUCCAGGAGCUCUGUCCCCCCUCGGACCUCCCCAAACUCGACUCCCACCUCCGGGAGACCCUCUCCGCGGGCUCCUCCACCUCGCUCCUCUACAAACUCAAACUCUCCUCGGACAAACUCGUCCAGGUCCAGACGAAAUCUAAAUUUUUCUCCUACACCGGCGACGUCCUCCAACCGAACCAAUCCUUCAUCAUGGCCACGCACACGAUAAUCAACCCGGAAGAGAACUCCACUUCCGCUGCAGUGACGGAAGAGCAAACCUUCGAUAUCCUCGACACUUUCGAGUCUUUAGUUCAGUGGGAGGAUGAGAAGCCGGUCUUCAUCGAUCAGCAGCAGCAAGUGGGUCAGCAGCAGCAGCAGUGGGGUCCGGUUGGUUACUUUGAAGAGGAAGAAUACCAAGGUGAUAGGUUGAGAAAUUUACUCACUUCUAAAUCAGAGAACAAAAUACUAAAAGGAUUGCUUAACCAAGCGGAAGAGGAAGGAGAGAAACAGGAGAAUAACAUGUUGCUGAAGUUGUUGAAUGAGAAGGAGAAGCACGUUCCCGGGAGUGGGUUGGUGAGUGGGUUGGGUGGGAUGGGUGGUGGGAAUGAGUUGUUGAAUCAGUUGCUUAGCGGAGGAGGUGAGAACAGCGGAUCGGGAUUGAAGAGGACCUUGGAGAAUCCAAGUGGUGGUCACGCUUUUGCUCCUAAACAGAUGGUGUUGGUGAGUCCGGUGGCCCCUGCGCCGGGGGAGCUCUGCAAGAGGAAUCCAAGGCUCGUCUCCCUGCUGGCCAAACCCUCUGACUCCUCCCCGACCCCGAUCCCCACCGUGCCCUCGAACUACAUCUCCGGAACGCCCCAAGAGAAACUCCUCAACCAAAUUAAACUCCGCAACCCCACCACAACCACACAAUCCCUCACCACAAACUAUAGCUCCCUCCCCAACGACCUAAUCCUCGACGAAAUCCUUGACCAAGUGAUCGACAUCGUCCCAGACAACUCCUCCUCCGAGAUGACCACGUAUUACUCUGACGACGUCUCGAACAUCCUCAACAUGCUCGAAAAUAACCAGUUAAUCCAACAUCAAAACCCGGAAAUCGCCAAGAUCAACGCGAUUCAGAAGGAAUUGAUGCAGUUCGAAACAGGAUUUCUAGGCCAGCAGCAACAACAACAGCAACAGCAGCAGGAUAAAUUGGGUGGGGAGCCUGUAGUAAUCCAUAGAACAACAACCACGACAACGACGCAGAUCCGCUAUAAUCAACAACAGCAACAGCAACAACAGAAUUUAGUACAACAACAGCAACAACAGGUGCUCAAGAGGGAGUUGGAAAGGCAGAGGUUGCUGUUGCAGUUGCAGAAACAGCAACAACAACAGCAACAUGGUGGUGGUGGUGGGGGUGGUGGGGGGCAAGGGCAGUUGUUGCAGUUGAUGAGGCAGAGUCCGACGGUGAGUUUGGAUAGUUUAUUGGGGGGUGGGGCGGGGCCUCCACCGAAUGUGACGUUGGUGCAACAGCAGCAGCAGGGGCAACAGCAAGGUUUGGGGGUUGUGCAGCAACAACAGAUGUCCAAUGGGCAACAGCAGCAGCAGCAGUUGACCCUCCCGCAACAACAGCUCCGCCAGCAGCAAAUCCUCCAACAACAACAACUCCUGAUCCGCCAACAGCGAGAACGCCAGUGGAACCAGCAGCAGCAGCAACUCUUACUCAAACAACCAAUCAUGGGACAACAAUCAUUAGUGACGGGGGGUGGCGGGGGGCAGUUGCAGCAAGUCCUCAUCGGUCAGCAGCAGCAGCAGCAGCGCCCACCACAACAACUCCUCCUCCAGCAACAACAACAACAACAACACCACCCCCUCCUCCAACAACUAAACCAACCCCCCUCCACUACAACCCCCUCCUCCUCCCCACUCUUAAUGAACUCCACCCCCCAACAAACAAACAACCCCCUCCUAAACGCCCAACUCUCCUCCACCCAACAACUCCUCCAGCAGCAACAACAACAACGGCUCUACCACCACCAACAACAACAACAAAGAUUCGACAACGGCCAACAACAGUACCGACUCAUGGGCCAGCAACAACAACGAGUCGUUGGUCAGGUGGGUCAGGUCGGUGGGGGGAAUUUCGUCGAUGUUAGACAAGAGUUAAGAGCUGUUGUAGGGGCGAGGCAGCAGAAUCCGCAGCAGCAGUUGAUCAGUGGAGGACUCAGUGGACCGGAUCUGGAGGCGCUGGGGAUUGGAUUGGGGUUGGGUGGUGGUGCGGGUGGGAAUAAUCAGGGGGGCUUGGGGAAUGGAGGAAGUGAUUUAUUGGAGUGACCUGACCUGAAAGAACUUCACCUUUUUAAAGAAGUCUAAACCAACUACCUGAGCACGACAAGACUGCAAAUAUUUCCUCUCUCUCUCUCUCGCUUUUCAUCAUCUUCUUCUUAAAAAAUAACAAAAAACACACAUAUUUUAUUUAUAAAUUGUAAUAUUUAAAAAA
Messenger RNA from Folsomia candida, 4083 nucleotides. RefSeq names its product nuclear receptor coactivator 1. Gene Ontology annotation, cellular component: nucleus. Lineage: Eukaryota; Metazoa; Arthropoda; Collembola; Entomobryomorpha; Isotomidae. The coding region runs from base 531 to 3917 and encodes 1128 amino acids. Gene Ontology annotation, biological process: positive regulation of transcription by RNA polymerase II; cellular response to hormone stimulus. The record is from RefSeq and is a predicted model, not a curated record. The transcript has 8 exons. Gene Ontology annotation, molecular function: protein dimerization activity; nuclear receptor binding.